This is a messenger RNA of Xenia sp. Carnegie-2017, 3794 nucleotides long. RefSeq names its product A disintegrin and metalloproteinase with thrombospondin motifs 3-like. Gene Ontology annotation, biological process: proteolysis; extracellular matrix organization. Gene Ontology annotation, cellular component: membrane; extracellular matrix. Bases 122 to 3763 code for a protein of 1213 amino acids. The record is from RefSeq and is a predicted model, not a curated record. Gene Ontology annotation, molecular function: metalloendopeptidase activity. The transcript has 27 exons. NCBI's taxonomy places the organism in Eukaryota, Metazoa, Cnidaria, Anthozoa, Malacalcyonacea, Xeniidae.
CGCAUGAGCACAUGAUAAAUUGAUUUAUUACUCGUCAAGUAUCAGAAUACGCACCGUUGUCUUUAUAGUUCAUCGUUACUUGUUAAGAAAUAAACUUUUGCUUUUAAUAUUUGUGGCUGUUAUGACUUUCAAUGGAUUACAAGGACUAUCAAUUGCUAUUUGUCUGUUUUUCAUCCAAGCGGUGGAAAGCGAGACAGGAAGUUAUUCAACGCCAGAAGAAAAGCAAGGUCUGCUAAUUAAAAAUCUACAAAGUUAUGACAUCGACUUUCCAACCAUCACAGAUAGUGAAAAAAUCCAUUUGGGAUUUCUAUCUGACGGAGAAAGCAGACCAAGACGUAGGAGAGCAAUAAAUGUUGCAUAUGAAAAGGAAUUUUUUCAUUAUAACUUCAAAGCAAAUGGCGAGACCUACAACAUGAAAUUACGAAUAAAUGAAGAUCUUUUUGGGCCGAACUUUGAAGUUGAACAUUACUAUGGCGACAAGAAAGGGCAAAGUGUAAAAAUGAAUGAACAUUGCUAUCUGAUUGGUGAAACCAUCCCUCAGAAGCAUCAAGUGGCUGUCAGUGACUGUGAUGGAUUGCAAGGAGUUAUCAACAUCGACAAUGACAUGUUGUUUAUUGAACCACUUCUCAAUGAUUCUUUUGUGGAUAAAUCACUAUUGAACAAAACUGGUCGCCCUCAUCUUAUUUAUAAACACAGUCAUUUAUCAAAGAAUAACAUGGGAUUGGACGCUUUAGAUUUUAGCACAAGAAUUGAACCAGCUAACAGACGAUCUCCAAGACCACGUACGAAAAUUCACUACAGUUAUUUAACAUUCAUCAACAGAAGCGGACGAAUAGUUAAGUUGAUGUGGGUGGAUGCAAGAAAAAAGAGAAUGUAUUUUGCAACGUUGAUGCCGGGGACAUCACGAAAGGUGAACACUUUCACGGCACAUAGAUGGCUUGCAGUUGAUGAAGAUACAGGGAAACAACUUUUGAUUGGUAACAGGAGACAAUACAUUCCAAGGAAGAAUAAACAAUCAAGGAGAACAAAUGUUUACAUUACUUUACCAAGGGGUCUGAAGCUAACUCCUACAAGUGAAGAAGAAAUUCGCAGGAAAAUUGGAGUGAAAUACAUUGAAUCAAUGGCCGUUGCAGAUAAAUCUGUGGUGAAAUUUCAUGGCAAAGACAAAGUUGCACGUUACAUUCUUGCUCUUAUGAAUGUGGUCUCUUAUAUUUUCAAACACAAGUCAAUUGGAUUCGAUAUUAAUUAUGUUCUUGUCCGCAUCGUUCUCCUACAUAAAAAACCGAAAGGCGUGAGGUUUUACAAAAAUAAUCCGGGCAAGAGUCUUUUGUCUGCAUGUGAUUUUAUGCACAAAAUUAGAGAAGGUCGAACAGAUGACGAUCCAAAGUUUCAUGAUCAUGCUACCUACUUGACAAGACGAAAGUUCGGUACAGCAGCGGGCUACGCCCCUGUUUAUGGCAUGUGUCAUCCUGUACAAAGUUGUACUCUCAAUCUAGAAGAUGGUUUUCCAUCUUCAUUCAUCAUAGCUCAUGAGACCGGUCAUUCACUAGGUAUGGAACACGAUGGAGUAAAAAACAGAUGUUCAUCAGUGAAAAGACAUGGUAGCAUUAUGGCAGAUAUAGUUCAAUCACGAUUAAAUCGUUUCCUGUGGUCAUCUUGUAGUCGUAAGGCGUUGGUGGCAAGUUUGAGGAACUUUCAAUGUUUAAAUGAUAAACCUGGCGAUAAAUAUAAAGAAGAUUUGCCAUUCUUGCAUAAGUAUCCGGGAGUACAUUACACAACAGAUGAUCAAUGUCUUUUUGACUUUGGAAAAGGAUACAAAUUUUGUACAGCUUUUUACCGCGAUCCCUGUCAAGUACUGUGGUGUAACAUGCCAUCACCUUAUUCUCAUCUUUGUAAGAGUAUGAGAUCACCUGCUUUAAAUGGUACUAAAUGUGGUCACAAAAGGUGGUGUGUCAACAGUCGUUGUGUCCGACGAACGGAGCAAAUAAAUGAUCAGAAACCAGUUCAUGGCAAAUGGGGUGAUUGGAAAAACUGGGGUCCAUGCUCUCGGACAUGUGGAACAGGUGUUCGCAUACGCAAGAGGUCAUGUGACAGCCCAGCUCCGCAGCACGGUGGUAAAAGUUGCACAGGAAAAUCAACCGAUCACAAAGUUUGCAAACUUAAGAAUUGCAUAGAACGGCAACCCUUACGAGAUGAAGAAAUGAAGGAUCAAUGUAUAAGUAUUGGAGAAAAAAAUGAUCGCAGACCAUGGGCUUUCUACGACGAGACUUUGGUGAAUCUGAACUGUACAUUUGAAAGAGGUUUGUGUAUGUGGAAAAACCUAAAACGAGAUGACCAACGCGAUUGGACAUUAAAUAGAGGCAGGACACGAACAUCGCGAACAGGACCGUCAGUAGAUCACACAACUAAGUCCAGGAAUGGCCAAUACAUCUAUUACGAGACAUCGAGUCCAGCAAAAAAGAACAACAAAGCCGCUAUAGCCAGUCCCGAUCUUGGAGUAAAACGAGGUUGUCUCUCCUUUUACUAUCAUAUGUUUGGUAAAGGAAUGGGUACUUUACAAGUCUUAAUUAGUAAUAAUCAUGGUCGUAAAGUAUUGUGGACUCAAGAUACGAACAAAGGAGAUGAAUGGUUUCUAGCACAGGUCGACAUCAAAGAGGAGAGUUUAUACAAUAUCAUAAUCGAAGGAACUCGUAAGGAUACAUACACAAGUGACAUGGCAUUGGAUGAUAUCACCUUUAAAGUUGGUCUUUGCAACAAGAAUAACGCAGAUAAAGUGAAUCCUUGCGUUGUAUCAUGCGUCACAGAAGGUUCAAGAAAGAAAAUUAUUAUGAACAAUCAUGUUAGAGAUGGCAUUCGCUGCUCGGACAAUUCACCAAACAAUAUAUGCAUCAACGGAGUUUGUAGGAAAGUUGGUUGUGACCAAGUAUUGGAUUCUCGCAAGAUAUUCGAUAAUUGUAACAUAUGUAAUGGAAAUGGCUCAACGUGCUCAAUAAACACAGGAAAUAUUUCAUACACUCCAAAACAAGACAUGGAGAUAUUUUUAAAUAUCCCAGAAGGAUCGUCAAACGUAAAUGUGCAAAAACGAUCAAAUCCCAAUCAACUGCUUGUGUUAAGUGUAAGGGAUCCCAAAGAAAGAGGAAGAUUGACACAUGUUAUAAAUGGAAACGAUAAAGAGGCAAAACCAGCAAUUUAUAACGGUGGAGGGACCCAGUAUGUUUAUACAAGAGAAUUUGGCGACGAAAUCAUCAAAUCAAUUGGAAAAGUUCAACAAGAGAUUGUUUUAAAUAUAAAGGCUAAAAGGAAAGGCGUCUAUUCGCCAGUGAAAGUGACAUACGAAUUUUAUACAACGCACGAUGUAAAACAAGCAAAAAUUGUAACAAAACUUGAAACUACUGCAAAAGAAAGUAACAUUGACAGCAACAAUACACAGCACACGGUGUUGCCAAAACUUCAAACGACAUCGAAAACAGAAAUAAAGAAUCUCACUCGCUGGGAGGUUUUAAAUACAUGGACAACGUGCAGUAAAACUUGUGGAAGGGGUAAAAAGUAUUUGGUUCAUCGUUGCAUGGUUGGUGACGUUCGAAAACCCUGGGCAUUUUGUCAUCAUAUAAAAGUCAACAAGACGAAAACGUUCAGACACUGUAACACUUUUCCUUGUACAAAAAGAUUUGUCUGGGUAACUGGUUCGUGGAGCGCAUGCUCAAAGACUUGUUCCUUUGGGAUAAGAACGCGAAAUGUCACAUGUAAAGGUUUCCGUCAAUAGAACGGUGAAGGAUCGAAAGUGUAAACAAAAA